Molecule: messenger RNA, 3365 nt
Organism: Nicotiana tabacum (common tobacco)
Lineage: Eukaryota; Viridiplantae; Streptophyta; Magnoliopsida; Solanales; Solanaceae
Product: protein ROOT HAIR DEFECTIVE 3 homolog 1-like
Biological process (GO): endoplasmic reticulum membrane fusion
Cellular component (GO): endoplasmic reticulum
Molecular function (GO): GTP binding; GTPase activity
Source: RefSeq, a predicted model, not a curated record
UCACCUUACAAGGUGUCCCGGGUAUUCAUAGAUUUUGUUUACCUGGUGUAUUAACCUAAUUAUUAUUAUUGUUAUUACUCUCACUAAUUACUAGUACUAGUAGUAGGAGUAGUAUUCUUCCUCUUUGAUUUUGAUGAUUGCAAAGUUACAAUUCUUGAUAGAGUUUUCACAUGUGAUAAUCGGAUAUGAGGCGCACUUUUUAAGACAGAAGAAGCCAUAUUUCUAUUCAAAGAUCGCACUUUGGCACUCUCCUCCUCGAAUUCACAAGCAUUGAUCGAGCUUUGAGCUUUCUCAUAUGGGGAAGAGUACGCUGUUAAAUCAUCUUUUCUUUACCAACUUCAGAGAGAUGGAUGCUUACAAGGGAAGGUCACAAACCACGAAAGGUAUUUGGAUGGCUCAAUGUGAUGGAAUUGAGCCUUGCACCCUUGUUAUGGAUUUAGAGGGCACUGAUGGAAGAGAGCAAGGAGAGGAUGACACUGCAUUUGAAAAACAGAGUGCCCUGUUUGCACUUGCUGUUUCCGAUAUAGUGCUAAUCAACAUGUGGUGUCACGACAUUGGCCGUGAGCAAGCUGCAAAUAAACCUCUUUUGAAGACUGUUUUCCAGGUCAUGAUGCGGUUAUUUAGUCCUCGUAAAACGACAUUGAUGUUUGUUAUACGUGAUAAAACAAGGACUCCACUUGAGAAUUUGGAGCCUGUACUACGGGAAGAUAUUCAAAAGAUUUGGGAUUCCGUCCCAAAGCCGCAAGCUUACAAGGAAACACCUUUAAGCGACUUCUUUAAUGUCGAGGUUGUGGCUCUUUCUAGUUAUGAAGAAAAGGAAGAACAAUUCAAAGAACAGGUGGCUAGUCUAAGACACCGAUUUUUUCAUUCUAUUGCACCUGGUGGGCUUGCUGGAGAUCGUCGGGCAGUUGUUCCUGCUUCGGGCUUUUCAUUUAGUGCUCAAGAGAUAUGGAAGAUUAUAAAGGAGAACAAGGACCUUGACCUGCCUGCCCAUAAGGUUAUGGUAGCUACUGUACGCUGUGAAGAAAUUGCCCAUGAAAAAUAUGCUUCUUUUACAGAAAAUGAGGAAUGGUGUCAAUUAAAAGAGGCCGUGCAAUCUCAUCCAGUCCAGGGCUUUGGAAGGAAGCUUACCUCAAUUUUAAACAGUUGUCUGUCAGAGUAUGAUGCUGACGCUACUUUCUUUGAUGAUGGAGUAAGAUCUACAAAACGGAAGCAGUUGGAAGAGAAAUUGCUGCAGCUUGUCCAAGAAGCGUACCAAUCUAUGCUGGGACACAUAAGAUCUCGUACUUUGGAAAUAUUCAAAGAAGCAUUUGAUAAGGCACUAAAGGGAGGUAAAGGGUUCGCUGUGGCUGCUCAGGACUGCACCGAGUUUUUUAUGUCCCACUUCAAUGAAGAAUGUGCAGAUGCUGUUAUUGGGCAAGCAAAUUGGGAUCCCUCUAGAAUAAGGGAUAAGCUCAAGCGUGAUGUAGAUGCUCAUAUUGCUGAAGUUCGUAGUGCCAAGCUGGCUGAAGUUACAACCCUCUAUGAGGCACGAAGUUUGCGAACCUCUUCUCCACCUCCAUAUUUCUUUGUCGUCUGCUGUGACUAUGCUUUCUUUGAGCCGAGGGUCUAUCGAAAACAACUUCUCUACCUUCACAAAGUAGGGGUAAGGUCUGCGUACACACUACCCUCCCCAUACCCUACUUGUGGGAUUACACUGGGUAUGUUGUUAUUGUUGUUGCAAGUUGCAACUGUUCUUUCUAAUGUAAUUAUACUGGCACUAAUGGGAAUUCAGACAAAAUUGAACGAGGCAUUAGCUGGACCUGUUGAAGCUCUUUUAGAUGGAGCUGGUGAUGAUACAUGGCCAGCGAUAAGAAAGCUGCUUCAGCGUGAGACUGAAACCGGAGUCUUGGGUUUCUCUACUGCACUUUCUGAUUUUGAAAUGGAUGAACAAGCUAGAGAUAAUAUGGUUUCAAGACUGAAGGAUUAUGCACAGGGAGUAGUUGAAGCAAAGGCAAAGGAAGAAGCUGGAAGGGUUUUGAUUCGCAUGAAGGAUAGGUUUUCAACAUUAUUUAGUCAUGAUUCUGAUUCAAUGCCACGAGUUUGGACUGGAAAAGAAGAUAUCCGAGCAAUUACCAAAACUGCUAGAUCAGCUUCUCUGAAGCUCCUGUCAGUUAUGGCUGCGAUUCGCUUGGAAGAUGAGGGUGAUAGUAUAGAGAAGACACUAGCCCUUGCUCUUGUGGAUGGAAAAUCAGGUGCUUCCACCUCAGAGAGAUCCACAUCUGUUGAUCCUCUAGCCUCUAGCACUUGGGAUGAGGUCCCCGCAUUGAAAACUUUGAUCACACCUGUCCAGUGCAAGUCUUUGUGGAGGCAAUUUAAAUCUGAGACUGAAUAUACUGUUACACAAGCCAUUGCUGCUCAGGAGGCUAGCAGGAGAAGUAACAAUUGGUUACCACCUCCUUGGGCAAUUGUUGCCUUGGUUGUUUUGGGUUUCAAUGAAUUCAUGACAUUUUUAAGAAACCCUUUGUAUUUGGGAGUUAUAUUUGUUUCUUUUCUACUACUGAAAGCCCUUUGGGUGCAAAUGGACAUCUCCGGUGAAUUCCGCAAUGGUGCUAUUCCUGGACUUCUCUCUUUAUCCACAAAGUUCCUUCCUACUGUCAUGAACCUUCUUAGACGACUAGCAGAACAAGGACAAAGGCAGGCAAAUGGCGAACCGCAAGGAAAUCCUGCCCCUGCGUCAAACAGUUUCAGCGGUAGCCCCGAUGAUCAUAGUGCUGUAUCAUCAAGUGCUUCCUCUAACAUGACUUCUUCAGAAAAUGUAGCAGAAUAUUCUAGCCCCUCUAUACAUGAUAAAACGAAGUAAAUAUAGAGCAGUCUUAUUCUAUUUCAUAAGAACAAGCUUUCAUGCUCGCGCGGAUGUGGUAUCGUGCACAAUUCUGCUCAUGGCUUCCACCUUAGAGGCAAGCAUGUAAAGAUUCAGAAACUGAAGGCACUGGUUCUUGUGUAGGACAUGUAUACUGGGCAGCGACUUGAGGUGAAUGAGGUCCCCUCUUAAAGUAGAUUUUCUUUCUCUCUUUUUUCUUUUCCCUUCUUCUGCCCCCUGCUAAUUGCUAUAGCUUCCUUUUUAUAUAUCAUUUACCUUUCUUAUCUGGUUUUGAAUAUUAACCUUUCCCUGGUUUUGCCGUACAUUUUGUCUUAGGAGAAGCCUAAUAUCAUGUCUGCCUGAAGAAUUAGCAACAACUGUAUCUUAAUGAAACAUGACAAUCUCAAGAUUAAAGCGAUGCUACUGAAACGUUUUUUAUUGACCUUCACCCUUGUUCAUGUUAAGUUUCUGCUUGGGCAUUACAUCAACUCAACUAAGAAACUGAAUAGGGGUUGGCGUAAUU